Molecule: messenger RNA, 1302 nt
Organism: Sporothrix brasiliensis 5110
Lineage: Eukaryota; Fungi; Ascomycota; Sordariomycetes; Ophiostomatales; Ophiostomataceae
Product: acetyl-CoA C-acetyltransferase
Exons: 1
Coding region: 1-1302 (433 amino acids)
Biological process (GO): fatty acid beta-oxidation
Molecular function (GO): acetyl-CoA C-acetyltransferase activity
Source: RefSeq, a predicted model, not a curated record
AUGACGUUGCAGAGCAUCCGCCCGUCGGUUGUCCGCCACCUUCGGACUGCGGCGGCUGCCCGGCCGUUCUCCGCCCAGUCGGUCCUGCGCCGCGCGACCCAGGAUGCCUACAUUCUGAGUGCGUCGCGGACGCCGACGGCCAAGUUCAACGGCGCGUUCGUCAGCGUGCCGGCGCCGCGGCUGGGCGCCGUGGCCAUCAAGUCGGCCGUCGAAAAGUCCGGCAUCCCCGUCGACAAGAUUCAGAACGUGUACUUUGGCAACGUCCUGCAGGGCAACGUCGGGCAGUCGCCCGCCCGCCAGGCGGCCAUCUUUGCCGGGCUGCCGACGUCGACCGAGGCGACGACGGUCAACAAGGUGUGCGCGUCCGGCCUCAAGGCGGUGGCCCUCGCGGCGCAGGACAUUGAGCUGGGCCACAGCGAGGUGCAGGUGGCCGGCGGCAUGGAGAGCAUGUCGCAGGCGCCGUACUACGUCCCGCGCGCGAGCGGCCUGCCGGCCUUUGGCAACGUCACGCUCGAGGACAGCCUGAUCAAGGACGGCCUGACCGACGCCUACGACCACCACCACAUGGGCAUCUGCGCCGAGACGACGGCCAAGAAGCACGGCAUCACGCGCGAGGACCAGGACGGCUACGCCAUCCGCUCGUACGAGCGCGCCAAGGCCGCCUGGGACGCCGGGGCGUUUGCGGACGAGAUUGCGCCCGUGACCGUGACGGACAAGCGCAAGAAGACGGAGACGGUCGUCGACACCGACGAGGGCUUCCUGGACGUCGACGUGGCCAAGGUGCCCAAGCUCAAGCCCGCGUUUCUGCGCGACGGCUCCGGCACCGUCACGGCCGCCAAUUCGUCGAGCCUCAACGACGGCGCCUCGGCGCUCGUGCUCGGCAGCGCCGCCGUCGCCCGCGCGUAUGCCAACGGCGGCACGUCGCGCGUGCUGGCCAGGAUCUGCAGCUACGCGGACGCGGCCGUCGAGCCCAUCGACUUCCCCGUGGCGCCGGCCAAGGCCGUGCCCCUUGCGCUGCAGCGCGCCGGCAUCACCCAGAAGGACGUGGCCGUGUGGGAGUUCAACGAGGCGUUUGCGGCCGUCAUCAAGGCCAACGAGAAGAUCCUGGGCCUGGACGCGGGCGCCCGCGUCAAUGCGCUGGGCGGCGCCAUCGCGCUGGGCCACGCGCUCGGCAGCUCCGGCUCGCGCAUCCUGGUGACGCUGCUGCACCAGCUCAAGCCCGGCGAGUACGGCGUGGCGGCCAUCUGCAACGGCGGCGGCGCGGCCACGGCCAUGGUGGUGCAGCGUGUCGAGUCUGUGUAG